Mesocestoides corti is the source of this 723-nucleotide messenger RNA. Lineage: Eukaryota; Metazoa; Platyhelminthes; Cestoda; Cyclophyllidea; Mesocestoididae. The record is from the annotation of a GenBank genome assembly.
AUGGCGAAGUGCAAUGUCAUGCUACUUUGGAAGCUAUUCCAAACAUUCAUGGCCGAAGUGCUUGCCUCCGGUCUGGCCCAUUUGUUUUGCUUUCUUCUGGACAUUAACACACCGAAUUUACCCAUCGUCGCUGGCUUCAUCGCCGGCGCAUCCGUCUACCUUGGAAUCUGGUGCAGCUUCUCUACCAGCGGAGCCCAAAUAAACCCAGUGGUAACCCUAGCCGUUGUGAUCACACGUCGACUCCAUCCACUCUACGCCCCCGUUUACCUAGCUGGAGAGUUUGUCGGUACAAUUGGCGCUAUGGGGAUUGCUUGGAGUAUUUCUCCCUUCAAGGGACAAGCUCCAGGGACAUAUGGGAUGACGCUUCCUGGGAAAGAGGUGACUUCCCUGGUGGCUGUCUGUACGGAAGGAGUCAGUACUUUCAUCCUAGUUAUUGUCAUUCUGGCUUCAUUGGAUGAGCUACGCCCCAAGGAAUGGCGACCCGAGCAUGGUGCUCCCUUUCCGUUGGCCGUAAUGUUAGCGCUCACCAUCUCUGUAAUUCUGACAAUAUAUUUUGUUGGUCCGAUAAUGGGCACAAUCGUCGCCUGUGCUCUAUACGAGUUGGUAAUCUGUCCGCACGCAUCUCUUCGCCGUACUCGAAUCUGUUUUUGCUCUCGCAAAUUUGACCGCAAGGAUUCCUACGAGCUCAAUAACGUUGCAAUCAGCGACAGUCCGACUACCUGA